AUGCCCGAAUCAACAUCCUCAAGCUCCUGCAAUCGUACUGGAUGCAGUCCCUCUUCACCACUCAACUCCAACAAUCUCAGUCAAGUGCCUCAAGCGAGCCAAGUUACUGUCAAUCGCUUUGCUCGCUCAUCUGCAGCCGAGAGUCCUUACUACGCCGGUGCACGUAUCUCCGAGCGAUCAAAACAUUUCAACGGGCUUUCCAGCCAAGUGGAUGCUGUGGAUAAGAUUUUGAAAGUGCAGAAAUAA
This is a messenger RNA of Penicillium diatomitis, 246 nucleotides long. RefSeq lists its product as uncharacterized. The record is from RefSeq and is a predicted model, not a curated record. The transcript has 2 exons. NCBI's taxonomy places the organism in Eukaryota, Fungi, Ascomycota, Eurotiomycetes, Eurotiales, Aspergillaceae. The coding region runs from base 1 to 246 and encodes 81 amino acids.